This is a messenger RNA of Racocetra persica, 526 nucleotides long. The record is from the annotation of a GenBank genome assembly. NCBI's taxonomy places the organism in Eukaryota, Fungi, Glomeromycota, Glomeromycetes, Diversisporales, Gigasporaceae.
AUGUACGUUAACACACUUCCAGUUCGCAUUCGUAACGGACAUAAAUUUCCAGUUCCACUAGAAAAUGAAAGUUAUUAUCAUCGUCAUCAACCGGUAGAAUUCUCUAUUAAAUUCAAGAGUUCACCCGUGGUGCAAUCUGCAACUGGAAUGAUUUUUCUUACUGAUAAACGAAUCAUAUUCAUCGCUUAUGAACCUAGUCCGGAUGAAUUUGAAAACUUUUACGUCAUGUUAGCUGAUGUUGUUUCUUCGGUGAAACAAGAGAAGAGCUUUUUCGAUUUCAAAAGUUAUUUUCAACAUAAUACACUUGCUUUUGAAAUGACGUUGAGGGAUAAAACGUCUUUUAACAUGUCUAUUACAUAUGAUGACGAAGAUAUUGAACAAAAAGGAAUUUUUGAGGAUUAUUAUGGGAUGUUGCUUUCUAAGACCAAACCCGAGAAAAUUGUUGGUGGUAGGCCACUAAGCAUUACCACUUUAAAUAGCUUUGUGUCAGACGACCGUCCUGAUUCGGCAUACUUUAGCACUUGGA